GGUUAUACAUACAAUAAUAAAAAAAAUGGAGGAAGAAAUAAUCGAAAAACCAUCCAUUCGUAAUUUAUACAGACAAUCUUCAUCAGAAACAAGAUUAUCACCAGUUCAUUUAUCCCAAGAAGAAAGUUCAGAUUCUGACGAUGAUCAUAGUCAACCCAAAAUAGUCGAUUGCACCAUGAAAACAGAUAUCCAAGGGAUAUAUCAAGUGAAACAGAAAGACCAGUUCAAAAUGGACCUUGAAGAAAAACUUGGAAACAAAAUGCAUGAACCUGAGUUCCGAAUAAUUGUGAAAAGUAAAUCUUCUGAGACGGUGAACCCCAGCAAGAUAUUGAAAGAGGAUAUAGCAGAACCAGAUCGUGUUUCCAAAGAAGAACCCGAUAAUAAACUUGCGUUUAACCAAAUGAAGAAGACGGACCAGAUUAAAAGAGAACUGGAAAAAAAACUUGAAAAUAUGAACAAACCUAAAGUUAUAGCUGAAAUUUCUGUAAAUUCUAAGGCAGUAGGGAAAAUAACAGAACCAAAUCGUGUUUUGAAAGAAGAACUCGAUGAUAAACUGAAAAAGAAGCAUCUGAUCAAAAGAGAACUGGAAGAGAAACUUGGAAAUGUGAACAAAUCUGAAGUUAUUACUGAAAUUGCUGUUAAUAACAAGACAGUAACACCCAGCAAAUUAUUGAAGGAAAAUACUUGUGAAACAAUUCUUAUUUCGGAAGGAACAUUCGAUAAUAAACGCGAUAUUUCGGAACAGACCUAUAAACCUCAAGAAUAUACAGUUUCAGGAAAUAUAGGAUACAAAUAUAAUACCGUCGAAACUAUCUUGUUGGAUAAGGAAAUGGACUACACUUCAACUAUAAAAGAUGCGUCUGAACCAUCAGUUGGUCUUCUGAAGGCAUACCGAAUCGAAAAAGAAGAAGAAGAGCCGAGUUGUGAAAAAGAAGAAGAAGAAGACGACAGAGUAUUUGAGAGAACAUUUCAAAAUAAAAAUAAACAUCUCCAUCCCACAACUAGAGACGUUCAAAUGGCUACUUUACGACCUAAGUCUCCUGCUCCUAGGCCAGUUCCAGUAAAAGGAGAAAAAGAUGAGUCAAUCUGGGAUAAACUUGGCACUCUAGGACGUAAAAAAAGGAUCAAGGAAGUACAAGAGGUACAAGCUGAAGGAAAAUAUGCAAUUGACUCUCCAGGUUGUCCAACAGCUCCUGUCAUACCUCCUGAGGAAUAUAAUUUAGAUGAUAAUGAACAGAGAUGUAUGAUAGAUCCAAAAGCAUAUGAAGACCAGAGAUUCCUUGAACUAAUAAAUGUAUUGAAGGAAUGGGUUAAUGACGAAUUAGCUUCACAGAGAAUAAUUGUUCAAGAUUUGUCUGAGGAUCUGUAUGAUGGACAAGUGCUGCAAAAAUUACUUGAAAAAUUGACAGGUGACAAACUGGAUGUUCCAGAGGUCACCCAGUCUGAAGAAGGGCAAAAGCAAAAGUUGGCAGUGGUUCUAAAUCACUUCAAUCAGGUGCUGGGUGUUCAACGUAUAUCACCCAAUAAGUGGAAUGUGGAAGCCAUCCACUCCAAAAAUAUUGUUCCCAUUACCCACCUUCUGGUUGCUCUCGCCAGGCACUUCAGACCACCAGUGAGACUACCAGAACAUGUUGCAGUGUAUGUUGUCAUUGUGCAGAAAGUGAAAGGACAGCUAGUCCACAAGAGAGUCAGGGAAAGUUUAACGAAAGCUUAUGAUGAUGUUGGGAUGAGGUGUGAAAGAGAUGCUUUCGAUACCCUCAUUGAUCAUGCUCCAGAAAAGUUGCUGGUCGUUAAAAAGUCACUUGUAACAUUUGUCAACAAACACCUCAACAAGAUAAACUUCGAGAUUACUGAAAUUGAAAGUCAGUUCCAUGAUGGGGUGUAUCUGAUAAUGUUGAUGGGCCUGCUGGAAGGGUUCUUUGUUCCACAUUAUGUGUUCCAUUUGACUCCUCAUGAGUUUGAUCAAAAAGUACAGAAUGUUAAUUUUGCAUUUGAACUGAUGGAAGAAGUUGGGUUGCAGAGACCUAAAGCUAGGCCUGAAGAUGUUGUGAAUAUGGACUUGAAAUCAACACUACGGGUCCUGUACAGCCUUUUUUUACGUUACAAAACGAUUCAAUGAAUAGUCAUGGAAUAGUAUCUGAAACUGCCUUAAUUUUUGUAAGUACUAAAAUUCUAACUAUUUAUAAUAUUGUAACUAAAAAUGUUAUCAUGGUUAAUUGUAUAUUUUGUAUAAUGUUAUAGGGUCUCCCUGUAAAUAAAUAAAUAAUAAAUUAAUUUGAA
This is a messenger RNA of Phaedon cochleariae (mustard beetle), 2280 nucleotides long. The record is from the annotation of a GenBank genome assembly. Lineage: Eukaryota; Metazoa; Arthropoda; Insecta; Coleoptera; Chrysomelidae.